Messenger RNA from Penicillium pulvis, 2337 nucleotides. Its product is annotated as ubiquitin C-terminal hydrolase family protein. The transcript has 5 exons. Gene Ontology annotation, molecular function: cysteine-type deubiquitinase activity; cysteine-type endopeptidase activity. Gene Ontology annotation, biological process: protein deubiquitination. The coding region runs from base 1 to 2337 and encodes 778 amino acids. Gene Ontology annotation, cellular component: cytosol; nucleus. The record is from RefSeq and is a predicted model, not a curated record. NCBI's taxonomy places the organism in Eukaryota, Fungi, Ascomycota, Eurotiomycetes, Eurotiales, Aspergillaceae.
AUGAGCGGAAUUCAUCGUUUUCUCACUCGCCGUGACCGGCGCAAGCAUGGCAAAGAUGAAGAGAAAACACACGCCCUUGCACUCCCUUUAUUUCACGGAUUCUUUGACUCUCACCCCGCAAGCGAGGAUAACCAAGAGCACCAGAAGAAGAUCAAGACAGUUGAAGCCCGAAUUCGAGCGAUGGGAAUCGCAGCCUUGGAGGAGCGUCAUUUUAGUUAUGCAUUGAAGUCCACCAAGGACGACGUCGAUAAAGCAAUAAGUUUGCUGUUGUUACUGGAAGAUUCGAUCGAGGGAAUUAUCAGAAAUUAUACACCAAGUACCAAACUCCUCGGCGCGGAAAACCGCCAGGGCGUGACCUGCUUUCUGGACGCUCUGUUGUUUGCCAUGUUCGCCCGUCUUGACUGCUUUGAGGCGAUCUUGUACAAGUCUUUCAACGAUGAGCCACGCCGGAAACUUGUCAUCUUGCUGAGAUUCUGGGUCAAUAUGCUACGGUCCGGGAGAUUGAUUACAACCGAUAUUACAAAACACAUUCAAGAUGCCCUGGCUGAAUGUGGCUGGAAAGAUGCAGCUAUGCUUCGGCAGCAAGAUGCCUCUGAAGCAUUCACUUUCAUUACAGAAAAGCUAGAAUUGCCAUUGCUUACUCUAAAAAUGGACAUCUACCAUUUCGGGAAGGAGGAUGCUAGCGACGAUCACAAAUUCAUCAACGAGCGUCUGCUAGAAGUUGCUAUUCCACCAGAGCCUACCGAUGGGCAAAAGCUUACGCUCGAAGACUGCCUGGAAGCUUACUUCAACAACAGGAUCGAAGUGAAGCGGGAUCUGGAACGACGAAAUACAGUGAGCUCCACUCGAUCGAUGGAUUCGCUAUCCAUCUCGAAAGGAUUCACAUCUCAUGUGGAGGAGGUUGAAACAACGCCCACUAUGACGCCUGAUCAGUCUAUUCAUUCUACUUCGCCUCGCGCUGAGAAGCCAAGUCCAUGGUCUUCUUUCUCGGAAUUCAGUGAAAAUCUAUCAGCACGAAGAAUUGGUCGACGGGAUAGUAUAGUUCGUGAGCGGUUUGUUCCUGACUCCCCGGAUGAUGCUGCAGGCGCCGCGGAUUCACCUGCCUCGGAAAAUCCGCCUCAACGAAGGGGUAUUCUCAGAAAAGAAGUGAUGAUGCCCGCAUGGCAAUUCUUCAGCCUCAUUCCAUGGUACACUGAUAACACUCCAACCAAUGAUGCUCAGGUUGCGGCACACUUCUCUUUGAAGAGACCCAUUCUUGGCAUGUGCUUAAAACGCUAUUCGUUCCUCCCUAAUGGCAAAGCGGUUCGGCUGAAUACAUACGUCGAUAUCCCAACCGAAAUUGGCCUGCCCCACUUCAUUCAGGAUGACAACUUCGAUGCAAAUGCCCCGAUCUACGGGAAUUUUAAAUUGUCUUUGCAGUCGAUGGUCUGCCACCGGGGCAAUUCAGUCGACUCGGGGCACUACAUUUCUAUUGUUAGAGGCACAAGCCCUAACCCAGCACCACCGGGCUCUAGUGAUAGCUCAGGUCACAUUUCCACUGAAACACCCAAACACUGGAUGCGCUUUGAUGACUUGGCCCAGGAACGGGUGACUCUAAUUGACAUCGAAGAAGCCCUGAAGACGGAAUCGCCCUAUCUCCUGUUCUACCAGAUCCUCCCCAUCGACCAGGAUGCAUCCAUGGUAAAUUAUCUAAGCCAGGCCACGUCCUCUCAGGCUUCAGAUGCUACGCUUGAUGUGGACAUGAUAGAAUUCUCUAAGAAGUUCACGAACCAGACCAUUGAUGAGACAACCGACGGCAGUAUGACCGAGGACGGAUGCUCCGCUCGACCCAGCGUUGAAAUAACCGCACCAGACACCGCUCCCCAACUCUCAACCAGCGGUGGCCGACCGAGUAGCAUUGUUUUUUCGGAAGCUAGCAACAACCCCCCUCACCCUCGGUCAGUGCCCGCUUCCUCGCCACGACUGGCACCUAUGGAAGAGGACAGCAGCAAAGGAUUCCCCUUCUCACGACGCGGGUCCCGUGCCACCAAGAGCAACUCGGGAAGCCGUGCUGGUAGCCAGUCUGGUGAGAAUCGAAUUGGCGCAACCUUUUCCCGAUUUGCUGGUCGGCUUAGCAAAGACAGAUUCACCAUUGACAGUGAGGGUGAGGCUGACGAGUUGGCUGUUUAUGUGGACGAGCCCGCCCCCGAGGACAGAAAGCUGGGGCCGCCUCAAUCAGCCGAAGGCAAAGAGAAGAAUGGACGAGGGCGCACUAAAGAUCGUGGUAUGAAAGGGAAGAGCAAGGAGAAAUCGAAGGAAAAGGUCCGCAAGCCAGAGCGGGAAUGCAUUGUGAUGUAA